UACCACUGCGAGGAAAUGAAACACAACUGAUAAAUAUUUAACAGCAUUGUCUGAUAAAGAUCUCCUAUAAUGUAAUUUUCAGGGUCACCGGGGUCAGCGUGGAGUCUCCCACGAUCGUGACCCGAUCAGUAUUUAACACCAAACAGAGCCGAGGAACAUCUGGACACAUGAACAUGUCAUCCUUCUACACAUAAGAACCAGCUGGAUGCUAGCAGCAAAACAAUAUCAGUGAUGGCGCAGGAGUGAGAUCAGCCCGGCUCCAGCUGUAAACAUCUGUCUACAGAGGAAGAGGAAGGGAUGGGAGGAAGAGUGUGCAGGGAGGAGGCGAAGGAGGAGAAAAGGCAGAGCCCAGGCAGAGAGGACAGCCUGAUGUCUGCUGACAAAAUCAGAAGAUUCACCAAGCAGUCUGGACACAACGUCCUGAGCCUGGCCCGCCGUGGACUCAAGGACGCUCCAGGGGAGCUGUGGGAGCUGCUGGAGCUGGAGAAGCUGAAUCUGUCCCUCAACAACCUGAAGGCGCUGCCUCCUCAGCUGGCCCUGCUGUCCAACCUGCUGGUCCUCAACCUGUGGGGGAACCAGCUCAGCAGCCUGCCGGCCGAGAUCGGGCAGCUGAGGAGACUCCGGGUUCUGUUCGUCUACAGAAACAGACUGACGGAGGUUCCUGAGGAUCUGGGGGCCUGCACACAGCUGGAGGUCCUGAGUCUGGCCAACAACCAGCUCUCCUCGCUGCCGGCUUCUCUCUCCAACCUGACCAGACUCAGGAAGCUCAACCUCAGCCACAACCUCAUGACUCACCUGCCAGGCUGCAUUUACAGCAUGAAGGCCCUGGUCUUCCUGGAUCUGUCCUGCAACCGUCUGGAGAACGUGGCUGAGAACAUCCAGGCUCUGCUGGAGCUCAAGAUCCUCCUCAUGGAGGGAAACCACCUCCACUCUCUGCCCAGAGGUCUCUGCUUCCUCACCAGGCUGGAGCUGCUCAACCUGGACUUUAACUGCAUCAGAGACCUUCCUGAGUUCCUCCAGGUCUUCCACCAGCAGAAUUACAAGAAGCAGACCCUCCCGACUUAUCCACCAUACCCGCAGAAUAUCAUGAUUUGGCACCUGUCUACAGCAAAUCCAAAGCACUCUCUCUUCUCUUCCACCUCAUCAUCCCUAUGACUGUGCGAUAGAUCUUCUCCCCGGAGCACCAGUACCCACCAGCCGACUCUACAACAUUUCAUGACCCGAAUGAGAAAAACCAUGGAGAGGUACAUAAAAAAACCUCACUGGCAGCUGGCAUUAUUCGUCCCUCUUCCUCUCUUCUUGGGGCUGGAUUUUUCUUUGUGGGGAAGAGGGAUAGAUCCGUGAGGCCAUGCAUUGAUUACCAAGAUUUAAAUCAGAUCAUUGUUAAAAACAAAUAUCCCCUUCCCCUUCUCUCUUCAACUGUUGAACCGGUUCAUGGUGCAACCAUAUUCCCCAAACUCAACUUACGAAAUGCAUACCAUCUUCUCUGCAUCCGUCCAGGAUGAAUGGAAGGCAGCUUUCAAGACAUCUAUAUAUCUCUUGUUAACGACAUUUUGAGAGAUUUUCUUAAUGUGUUUGUAUUUGUCUAUCUCAACGACAUUUUGAUCUAUCCCAAGUCCCUAACUGAACACAAACAAGAUGUCCACCUCUUUCUGCAACAACUCGUGGAAAAUUAACUUUUUGUCAAAGCUCAGAAAUGUGAAUUCCACAAACCAUCCGUUUCUCUCCUGGGCUUCAUACUCGAGGGCGGACAGGUAAGACCAACGGAGGAAAAGAUCAAAGCAGUUUUGGAUCAGCCCACUCCAGAGUCCCGUAAACAACUGCAAAGGUUUUUCGAAUUCGCUAACUUCUACCGCCACUUUAUAUGUAACUAUAGUCAAACAGCAUUACCAUUAACCGCUUUAACUUCAACCAAGACAUAAUUCGUUUGGACCUCUGAGGCCGACAGUGCAGCUCAAAUCACUUUUUGCCAACGCUCCGUUUAUGUUCAACCUGAUCCCAGUAAACAAUUUAUUGUUGAAGUAGAUUCAUCAGAUACCAGUAGGAGCUGUACUUUCACAAGUCUCUGACCUUGAUAAUAAAACCCAUCCUUGUG
Poecilia latipinna (sailfin molly) is the source of this 2095-nucleotide messenger RNA. Its product is annotated as leucine-rich repeat-containing protein 30-like. The record is from RefSeq and is a predicted model, not a curated record. The transcript is spliced from 7 exons. Gene Ontology annotation, cellular component: cytoplasm. Gene Ontology annotation, molecular function: protein binding. The coding region runs from base 298 to 1155 and encodes 285 amino acids. NCBI's taxonomy places the organism in Eukaryota, Metazoa, Chordata, Actinopteri, Cyprinodontiformes, Poeciliidae.